Messenger RNA from Linum tenue, 1392 nucleotides. The record is from the annotation of a GenBank genome assembly. Lineage: Eukaryota; Viridiplantae; Streptophyta; Magnoliopsida; Malpighiales; Linaceae.
UUUUUCUUCGUUUCCAUUCCUCAGCUCCAGCCAGAGAGAGGCGGAAGUAGCCACUUGCAGAAAAAAAAAACCCCACUGAUUUAUCCAAGUGGUUUCCGCCGUCUCAUACGACUAACCUCCGGCUUUCUGAGGUUCUCUCUGUAUUUGUCUGUUUGGUUCCUGGGAAAUUUUCAGCUGAAGAGAGAAAAUAAGGAAUGGAAGAGGGUGGGCUCGGAUUGAAAUCUUCUUCUCCUCUUCAGGAUAUGGGAAUUGGGAACUUCGGGUGUUCGCACUACAAGAGGAGGUGCAAGAUCAGGGCGCCGUGCUGCGACGAGAUAUUUGAUUGCCGGCAUUGCCAUAACGAGUCCAAGAACUCAAUUGAAGUUGAUUGCCAUGACCGUCAUGACAUUCCUCGGCACCAGCUGAAACGGGUCAUUUGCUCCCUUUGUGACACAGAACAAGAUGUUCAACAGCACUGCUUCAAAUGUGGAGUUUGCAUGGGGAAGUACUUCUGCUCCGAAUGCAAGUUCUUCGAUGAUGAUGUCUCAAAGCAGCAAUACCACUGCAACCAAUGUGGCAUCUGCAGGUUACUACAUACUGAUCGCCUUUUCGGUUUUGCAUGUUUAGGAUGUUGCUAUUCAACAUGUUUGAAGGAUUCACACAACUGCGUCGAAAGAGCAAUGCACCAUAACUGCCCUGUGUGCUUUGAGUUUCUGUUUGAGACUACGAAAGACAUCACAGUCUUGCGCUGCGGACACACUAUCCAUUUAGAAUGCCUUAAUCAGAUGCAAAGAUAUUUUCAGUACUCUUGUCCUGUUUGCACCAAGUCCUAUUGUGACAUGUCUCAAGCAUGGAAGAAACUUGAUCAAGAGGUUGCUUCAACACCUAUGCCACAAAUUUAUCAGAAUAAGCUGGUGUGGAUCCUUUGCAAUGAUUGUGGAGAAACCUCAGAAGUGAACUUCCACAUCUUAGCACACAAGUGCCUGAAGUGCAAUUCAUACAACACGAGGCAAACGACAGGAGCGAAAGCAGCAUCUUGCUCAUCGAGGAUCCCGGAAAUGGUUAGAUGAAUGGCUCUCAUUGAUAUGCUUCUUUCGCACCUCCCUUGUUGUCGCCUGAAUUGAAAAUUGAAAUGAACCAACAAGUGCUAUCCUUCUUCUAUACCCAAGCAUCAUUCGGAUUCCUGUUUCGGAAGGCAUUCAUUGCCCCAGGACCCGAGGCUUAGUUUCCAGAAAGCUUUGUGCUUUAUGUUCUGUCAACUGUUGUAUCUUGGGGGAGAAGAAAAGCUUGUGAUGGGAGUGUUGAAGUUCUUCAGCCAUUCUUUUUGCAUGGCACUUGAAUGUACCGUGGUUGCUGCUUCAUUUGAUCCCUUGAAACAUAAAACCCAGCUAACAAAUCGAACUCAGAAUACAC